AUGGAAAUCUGGGAAUUGUUUGUGGUGGCACUGAUGCCAGUUCUCAAAACACUCCUCAUAGCAAUAAUUGGCCUUUUCCUCGCCGUAGAUCGUGUCAAUAUCUUGUGUGCAGCUGCGCGUCACCAUUUAAACAACCUUGUGUUCUACAUCUUUUUUCCUGCACUUAUUGCUAGCGGCCUGGUUAAUUCAAGUACAGAGAUCAGCAUACUUUCUUUGUGGUUUACACUAGUGAGUAUCCUUCUUGCAUUUAUUAUUGGUUCGGCAUUUGGGUGGAUUCUUGUCAAAGUCACUGGUGCUCCUAAACAAUUGCAUGGCCUUGUUAUUGGUUGCUGUGCGGCAGGUAAUUUGGGAAACUUGCCAGUCAUUAUCAUCCCAGCAACCUGUGAAGAAAAAAAUAAUCCAUUUGGAGAUUCGUCUACUUGCUUGAAAAAUGGCAUGACUUAUGUUUCCCUCUCUAUGUCGAUUGGGGCUGUUUUUGUUUGGUCUUAUGUUUAUAACAUAAUAAGGGCAUAUGGGAGGAAGGAUGACCUUCACAUGAAGAUAAACUCGACAAUUAAUGAACAGCAGUGUGAUAAAGGCUCAGAAAUAUUCUCAGGCGGCAGUACAGAAGCUCUGUUAUCUAAUAGUAUUCCAUGCUAUGAGGUCCAUGAAGCUCCAGUUGAGCAGCUUCUUGGAAGCUCUGAGGACAAAACUAAGGUCACAAUAUUUAAGAAGAUAAAUCUGCAGGUGAAUAAGUUGUUGAGAAUUGUUGACUUGACGAUCCUUUUGAGACCUCCAACCAUUGCAACGAUUGUUGGCCUUACCAUUGGAUUUGUCACACCAAUUCAUCAUUUUAUGGUUGGUGAUAAUGCUCCUCUGCGUGUGAUUGCAAAUUCUGUCUCUUUGCUGGGGGAAGCAGCGAUACCAUCCAUGACUUUGAUAAUGGGAGCAAAUCUUCUAAGAGGUUUCAGAAGAUCGAGAUUGAGCUUGUGGCUCAUCAUAGGGAUAACUGUAGUUAGGUUUAUUAUCUUGCCUCUUUUUGGAGUCCUGAUUAUUAAAGCUGCAAAAUUGUUUGGCAUGGUGGGAUCAGAUCCGUUAUAUCACUUUGUUCUUCUGCUUCAGUAUGCAGUUCCACCGGCAUUGGCCAUAGGUACAAUAACACAGUUGUUUGAAGUUGGAGAGACUGAGUGCUCAGUUAUUAUGUUCUGGAAUUAUAUCGCGGCAUCGAUUGGGCUGACGUUAUGGUCAACUUACUACAUGUGGAUUUUAUCUUAA
Fraxinus pennsylvanica is the source of this 1254-nucleotide messenger RNA. NCBI's taxonomy places the organism in Eukaryota, Viridiplantae, Streptophyta, Magnoliopsida, Lamiales, Oleaceae. The record is from the annotation of a GenBank genome assembly.